CUACCCAUCUGGUACCACCUCGGGGCCACCCCCCGCCUCCGUCGAUUAAAUAAUACGGCCCUCAGUGACUGCCUGAGACUAGCCCACGGCGUCCGCAAGCUCACCGACUUGACUGAACUACUGGCCGGACACGACCCGGGUAUUGACCCAAGAGAAGAGCCAUGCCCGUGCCACUUAUGUGAGGAAGCGUCCAUGAACGGCUGUCGAGACCCGAGCGCCUGCAUAGCCGCUGGGAGGCGCAUCCUAAGUACAGUCAGACCCAAGUGGCAUCCAAGCUUCACUGCCCCACUAGAUGGCCUGUCGCUGUCAAGACGAAGGACCGAGCUGAACGACGCCGCCCUAUUAGCCGAAGACUGUGUGACCUUCGACCCGUCGGUAACAGCACGAGGGACUGUCACAGAGGCCUUCCGGACUUUCGUAGACCCCGAGGUACAUAACGCCCCACCAGCAAUACGACGCCGCCCAGGACAGCAAGUGCAAGAAGAGGCAUCCACGGUGGUCAUCCUAGGUACGAGGGACGUCCCGGUGCCACGCGGAACAAGACGUCCGACAAACCGACAUGCGGGCUUCGUCUUCUUCGGAGAGAACGACCCGCGCAACUCCGUAGUCACUCAAGUGCAGUCCGAAGCAAACUCGGGCGACGCACUUGGAGGAGUUAUGGCCGCACUACAUGCCGUCAAAACACUGCCAGGAGAUGCGCCGCUACAUCUCGUGACC
This is a messenger RNA of Fomitopsis serialis, 717 nucleotides long. RefSeq lists its product as uncharacterized. The transcript has a single exon. The annotation marks the transcript as partial. Lineage: Eukaryota; Fungi; Basidiomycota; Agaricomycetes; Polyporales; Fomitopsidaceae. The record is from RefSeq and is a predicted model, not a curated record.